Aspergillus homomorphus CBS 101889 is the source of this 861-nucleotide messenger RNA. Its product is annotated as putative indole-diterpene biosynthesis protein PaxU. The transcript has a single exon. NCBI's taxonomy places the organism in Eukaryota, Fungi, Ascomycota, Eurotiomycetes, Eurotiales, Aspergillaceae. The coding region runs from base 1 to 861 and encodes 286 amino acids. The record is from RefSeq and is a predicted model, not a curated record.
AUGGCCUCCACCACCACCACUACCACCACCAACCCCCUCAAAGCUUUUACCAAACUCUCCCCAACCGUCUACAUCCACCGCCCAAUCCCAGAUCCCAAGAACGACCAACCACCCCCAAUCAUCAUCCUAGCCUUCUGGAUGAACGCCCACCCACGCACCCUAACAAAGUACCUAACGACCUACCGCGCGCUCCACCCAACCGCAACAAUAAUCUACACGCUGUCAACAUCGCAAGACUUCCUAAUCCACUUCAGCGCCCGCACGCAGCACGCGCGCCUGGGCCCAGCCGUCGCCGCCCUCCGCGCCGCGCCGCCCAGUUCCAAAAUCCACAUCCACAUGUUCUCCAACGGCGGGACCUUUGCCGUUGCGAACUUGCUGGAAGCUUACAAGGCUAGCAGCAGCGAGGGCCGCCCGCUCGCCGUGGCGAGCAUGCUGUACGACAGCGCGCCGGGCACGUCGACGUUCCGCGGCGGCAUGCGCGCGCUGUCGGUGGGGUUACCUGCGAACCCGGUGCUGCGGGGCGUGGGAACGGUGCUGCUCGCUGCGCUGAUGGUCUGGUCGAUGCUGGUGGCGCUGGUGGUGCCGCGCGCCGACGGGGUGAUGGUUGGGCGGCGCGGGACGGCGGAUGCGGCGCUCGUGGUUGGGGAGGACGGGCGACGGCCGCCGAGGCGGUGUUAUCUGUAUUCUGAGGGUGAUGCGGUCGUCGAGGCGCGGGACGUCGAGGCGCAUGCGGAUGAGGUUGAGCGGUUGGGCGGCGAGGUCGAGAGGGUGCGGUUUGAGCGGUCGGCGCAUGUGUCGCAUAUGAAGACGGAUCCCGAGAGGUAUUGGGGGGUUGUGAGGAGGUAUUUGGGGGUGGAUUAG